Molecule: messenger RNA, 1811 nt
Organism: Ostrea edulis (European flat oyster)
Lineage: Eukaryota; Metazoa; Mollusca; Bivalvia; Ostreida; Ostreidae
Product: FMRFamide peptide receptor frpr-18-like
Exons: 1
Coding region: 1-1140 (379 amino acids)
Biological process (GO): G protein-coupled receptor signaling pathway
Cellular component (GO): plasma membrane
Molecular function (GO): G protein-coupled receptor activity
Source: RefSeq, a predicted model, not a curated record
AUGGAGACGACAGAGGUGUUUUCUACGAACUUCUCAGCUCAUUUAGAAGCUAAAUACAUCAUGUAUCCGGACACCAACCAUUUUGAAAAUACAUCUUUCGCAGGAACAGAAGAAUUAGAAAAAGUCAACGAAAUGGAAAUAUAUAACAUCGUUAAAAUAAUGAGGAAUGCUUUUAUCCCCAUCAUCGUCCUAGUGGGCGUUUUUGGAAAUUUGGUGUCCACGUCGGUUUUCGCAUCUAAUUAUUUGAGACGAUCAUCUUCAUCUACCUUCCUGGUGGCGUUGGCAUGUGCAGAUAACGUGUUUUUGAUAUCCUUAUUCGUGACUUGGUUCGAUGGCUCGGUGGAUAACAUCUUGACCUCAGUAACAACCUGCAGGGUCAUUUCCUAUUUGACCUAUGUGUCCAGUUUUCUGUCUGUGUGGUUUGUCGUGGGCUUUACCUCUGAACGGUAUAUCGCUAUAUGUCAUCCACUGAAGGCAAAACUUUUCUGUACCCAGGUACGAGAGAGAGUGGCUGUGAUCAUUUGUGUUGUGAUUUCUCUUGUGCUGUACAACUUUGCGUCCUGGACAACAGAUGUAUACACCUCCCCGAAAUUCACACGGUGCACGUACAAAGUAAAAUUCAUCAAAUUUCUCAACAUUAUCACUUGGGUUGACACAGUUUUGACAAUGCUAAUUCCAUUUACUCUCAUCUUUUUGAUGAAUAUGCGAGUUGCCUGUACAGCUGCCAAAUUUCACGAGAAACGGAGUGCAUGUCUGUCUCCGAGAGACGCUUCAAAAUUUAAACACAGGACGCUCCGUUCAAAACAACAAAUGCGAGUUACACGGACUUUGUUACUGGUUUCCACUACAUUUUUGGUUCUAAACUUACCAAGUCACGUGUUUAAGCUUUCUACUCUUAUUUCAGCCUUUCUCCAUCCGUCCAAUACCUACAGCAUUGAUAUGGCCCAAUACCUCGUACAAGAAAUUUCACAGAUAAUUUACUAUGCCAGUUUUAGUAUGAACUUUUUCCUGUACGCUUUAUAUGGGAAACAUUUUCAGAAAUCCCUGAGCUUUAUGUACGAGUCGCUAAGGUUACGGAUGGGCUGUAGCGACAGAAUGGGAUAUAUAGAACGGACUAGUGUUUUACGAAGCUGGACUUGAACUUGAGGAACAACCCACUGUGAAUGAUUUUUAUUCACAAGAACACAAUUUUCAGUACUUUCACGAGAUUCUCUUGGUUACAAAGUAUGAUUUUUGCGUAUGAUUUCGUUUAUUUAUCAUAUAUAUGCACUGGAAAUUGAACAUCUGUGAAAUUUAUGCCUCAAUGAUACUACUAAAUUUGAGAAGACAAAUCGCGGAAAUAAAGUCUCACGAAAUAUAUGCCAGCGGAAGUGACAGCAUGUUGUGAAUAUCUGUCUGUAAUAGUUUUGCUGUCUGUAUUCUAUGCCUGAUAUUUUACGAUGCGUACAAAGAAUGAAGAAUGUUGUUUGUGAUACUAACUUGUUGGCAAACUUUGAUGGAACAAAAAUCAUCAGUUCACUUGCAGUACACGUCUCUAUUUUUGUCAUCUCGUCGUGUACAUCUCGUCGUGUGUACAUCUCGUCGUGUUUUUACAUAAAUAAAGCAUUCCUUCUGUAGAACGUUAGAUCUCGUGAGAAGAACACGUGUGGAUAACUGAUGUCUCGGGGGUAUUUCUUGAAUCGUAUAUCUUGAUUAGAAAACUCGAGAAAAGGCCGUCUGAUCAGAUUUUGCUUGAUUUGUAAAGGCGAUGUAUCGUCCAUCAGUUGAUUUAUUGAACAGGAUUACCUCAUUGUACAUGUGUUAUACGAAAG